AUGGCGACGAACCAAAACAGCCCCUACGUCACGACCCGCGAACAGGCGGUCGUAGAAGCGUGGAGUCAAGGUUUCAACAUCGGGGCCGUUGUUGUCCUUAUUUUGCUCGUUUUAUGCAAUUAUCGGAGAAAAACGCUGCUGCAUAAGCUUAUUCUUGGUGAACUACUCCUUGCGCUCGGACACGGAUUCUUUGCAUUCUUUGAAGAGCCAGAAUAUGGAUGGAUCCUCAGUAGCACUGCGACUCUACUCUACAUCUCGUACUUCAUCCACAACCUUAUCGCGUGGCUAAAGAUCCGACCGUUUCUUCCCAAAUGGGGCGCAAGAAGCUUCAUCAUCACAUUGCUCAUGGUCCAACCGUACUGGAUUCUCGAAACAUGGGCAAACUUCCAAUACCACAACCACCUCGGUAGCCGAAUCUUUGACACGUCAAGAUUACUCGAGCCGUUAUUUAGAGACCCGUGGUGGGUUUUCACGACGAUCAAAUUGGUCCUGGCCAUUCGAGAGAACUACGAAUUUACAAUAUCUGGUCUGGUUCGCACAAGCCCGCGCUUUGGAAUCAUGCUUCUUUGUCUUCUUCUCUCAAUUGUAUUCUUGAUCACGGAUGUCAUUUUCAUGAUUGUGGUCUCUAAGAGAGGCGGGAUAAAUCCAUUUUGGAGGCUAGCCCUGGUAUUCAAAUGCGCAUCCGAUGUCAUAUUCCUCGACGAUUUCAAGAGUGUACUAGACCGGAUAUCGGAAUCAGCAAUGCGAAAAAUUACAACCUUUGAGUGCAGAGACAACGCCUCGUCCUCGGUUCAGCCGCCUGCUUCGACCGAUUUCUCAAUCCCCACAUAUAAUCGCAAGAGUUCGCGAUUUGAAUCAUUGUCUAGAGCAGAGCUAGGGAUGAACAGCAAGGAGCAUCACGAUAUAUCCCGAUGGAACCUGUCUGUGCAAACUGGGCAUAAAAUGCCCUGGGGAUAA
Fusarium pseudograminearum CS3096 is the source of this 957-nucleotide messenger RNA. RefSeq lists its product as uncharacterized. NCBI's taxonomy places the organism in Eukaryota, Fungi, Ascomycota, Sordariomycetes, Hypocreales, Nectriaceae. The record is from RefSeq and is a predicted model, not a curated record. The coding region runs from base 1 to 957 and encodes 318 amino acids. The transcript has 6 exons.